AUGCUUCGUAGUUCCGCAGAAAAAGUCGAAGCAACCCAAACAACUUAUCGCAAGAAUACACGAACAAUGCGCCCACCAGUACGGUUACUAAAGCCACUGGAGGCACCGAGCCUUCGAAACUCGAAGAAGGCAUUAUAUGUCUGCUCCAAUUGCCGAUACGAUGCUUCAUACCUCCCGUCAUCCUCACAGCGUCGCCAUGCCAGCGGUUCCGGAAACACUCCCUUCACAGACAAGCUUCGACGACGAAUCUGGGGAACCGAUAAUCCUCCUGGCUUGGAAGAUCCGUACGGUGGCGAAGGCGUGAUUGCAAAGGAAUGGGCGAAACGCAAGGCUCAAUAUAUGGGUAAAGAUGCACAGCAGAAGCAGAAAGGAGAGGAGCAAAAUGCAGUGGAACUACCCAGGGCGGAUGAAAUUGAGCCUGAAGAGGAUGAGUCGCUUCUACCGGAUUUUACGCCUGCCACGACGGCUCAUGAUUUGCCGAGGAUGGGCCAUUUGAGCCAAUGGAACGACUUUCCACCAACUGAGGGUGAUGUCUAUCGUCCAUUUAUAUCCCGCCAAAAAGCCCUGACCAGCGCCCAUUUCCGCUCAGCCGCUCAAUCUGUCGCCAUUGAAUUGAGUCUUUUGCACGAACUCAAGAAACCUCUGUCGCUAGCUUGUGAUGUGCCCAGGCACGAUGAGAUGAUUUGGGAAAUGAUUCAGAAAUGUCAAAUAAACAAGUCCAGCAGCACUACGUCACUGGAUGCCAUUUUGAAAUUUCCCAAUAAGGAGAUAAAGGAUACACUCCUCUUUGUCUUUAACCAGCUUGGAGAGAUUCCAGAGGCUCAACCUGAGGCUACUGUUGAAGCUACUGAACAGCCAGAAACUGAAGAAUUGAAGACUGAAGCAGCUGUCAAAGAAGAGAUCGAAGCCGAGGAAGUCGCCGAAGUUGAAGAACCUCAGGAGAUUGAUGAUGCUGUUUACUCUUAUGCGUUAAAAGCCAAGACAGCCCCUGAACACGAGGGAUAUCUCAAAUUCUCACUCUCUGACCCAGAUGUCAAGUUUGCUUUCUUCAAACGCUACUCCCAGAUAACCGGCCACCACAUGCAGGACAUCUGCGCCUACAAGGCCAAGACUAUACAAGACGUAAUUGACCACGUCGAAAAGAUCUACUGCCGCCCCAAAAAGCUAGCGACAGAACUACAAAUGUUGAAAAAGGAACUGGAUAUCCCGAACUUGCACAUCCAUUCCAAGCGCUAUACCAAAGCAGUUCAAGAUCGUGAAGUGGGUAGAGCGAAACUUGUGGAGGCGGCUUUGAGAGAGAGGGGAUUGUUGAAGGAGCAGCAGGAUAAGCAGAGCAGGUUCCAAUUAUGA
This is a messenger RNA of Talaromyces stipitatus ATCC 10500, 1350 nucleotides long. RefSeq lists its product as uncharacterized. NCBI's taxonomy places the organism in Eukaryota, Fungi, Ascomycota, Eurotiomycetes, Eurotiales, Trichocomaceae. The record is from RefSeq and is a predicted model, not a curated record. Gene Ontology annotation, cellular component: mitochondrion. Bases 1 to 1350 code for a protein of 449 amino acids. The transcript has 3 exons.